GCAAGGCACUCUGGCGCCGGCAUCGACGCCGCUCUGAAGUACCGAGCGCGGCUGGAGAUCAAAGCUCGCGGGAGGUCGAAGGCUGACAAGAGCGUGCUCUGGUGCGACAGCAAGGCCAAGAUCGUAGUGAGCGUCGACAAGCUGCGCGGGUCCAUCUCGGCACGCGUGAAGAUGUGCGAACGCCGUCUCAAAGACUUUCUGUGCGUCUGGAUAGAGCCCGCG
Molecule: messenger RNA, 222 nt
Organism: Prorocentrum cordatum
Lineage: Eukaryota; Dinophyceae; Prorocentrales; Prorocentraceae
Source: the annotation of a GenBank genome assembly